AUGAUCAACCACAACAAACAACUGAUACCACAACCACAACCACAACCACAACCACAACCGAGGAAAAAAAGAACAGCCACAGGUCUAAUGGAUAUAACAGAGCCACAAGAAGUUGAAUUUAACAGUCUUGGUCAGCAUUGUGGCCAUAAGCAAAAUAAGUUCGCCAAUGACUGCGGGGUUGUUACGAGAAAGUUAAUUUCUAUCGAGUAUCCGACUUGGAAGAAAGUGCCAGCAAAUGAAAAGGAGAACUUAUGUUUGACCAUCAAGAAACGUUGGAAUAUCCAUGAUGAAAAACGUAGAGCAUAUGUGCUUAUGACUUGCAACCACAAGUGGAGAUCAUACAAGAAGAGGCUUAAAAAGAAUUUCUUGACCAAUGAGAGAAACCCACUUGAAACCUACUCAUAUCUGGAGAAGACUGCAUUGCAAAAAUUUAAGGAAAGGAUAUCAUCAAAGGAAUUCCAGGAUAUAAGUGAGAAAGCAAAGAUGAGUUCAAUGUGUAAUACAAAUCCAGCCCGAGUAGGCCCACAUGGUUAUCGGGGCAACAAACCUAAGUGGGAACAAGAGAAGGCAUCGGGUGAGCUGCCGCCACAGUUGUAUGAGAUAAAAAGCGAGCGUUCAUUAGAUUAUGUGUUGGGGAGAAGAUCUAAAAAUGAGUCAGGGUCAAAAAUAAUACCACCUAACAUGGAACCCAUAGUAAAAAAGCUUAUAGAUGUCCAAAAAGAAAUAUCCAACGGUGAUUUGUUGCCGGGUCCCGGAGAGGAUUUGUUGACUAUGGCUAUAGGGCCGGAGCACCCUGGUCGCACUAGGGCGGUGGGGCAUGAUAUCGGCUUAAGAAAGGGGAUGCAAGGAAUUGAAAAAAAAAGAGGAAAGCCGUGGACAAAGAAGUUGUUAACUAUUACUCAUUGUGAUUUGGUGUUACCUUAUGGUGAUAUGAACCAAAAAUGUGCCAGAGGGAUGGUCUUUCCUUAUAAUGAUGGGUUAAUUCACUCACUUCCUCUACGCGAAAAUCACUUGAAGGUUAUGAUAGACAACAUUGAUGAAAGAUAUAAAGGUGUUCCUGUUCCUGUGAUGACAAAUGAAGUUGGUAUCCUAGAAGAUGCAGUUGGCACUGUAAUUCAAUGGCCGCGGAUCGCAGUUGUUCUUAGUAAGACCAACCUAGUGGUUCAUGUAGUAGCCGAUGCUGGACAUCUCGAAGCUGGGGCGUUUGAUUUUUCAGUUACAUACGAAGAAUAUUAUCGUUUGUUGAAAAAACAAACAACUGAUUUGUCCAUCAUAACAACUUGGCAGAUCCUUCUACACUUAAUGCUUCGGAAACGUAUGGGAAAAUGUGCUUUCCUAAACCCAUAUAAGAUUCUUGGGAAAGCAUGUCAGGAAACUCCGAUUGAUGUCGUCAAUUAUCUCGUUGAUGCGAUGCAACUUCAUCAUGGAAAAUCGUUUCUUAUCGCACCAUACCUGCAAAAUACGCAUUGGGUCCUCUUGGUGAUUUGCCCUUCAAAUCAUAUUGUAUACAUUUUGGAUUCUCUAAUGAAGCCUAUGAAAAAUCUUGUUGACAACUACCAUCUGCUCAAACAUAUGGAAAAGGCUUUUGAGAGGUAUGAAAAGAACACAUCAAUUCCAAUUGUAUGGAAGCUCACUGAGUGCAACCAAGUCGGUGUAUUGGAGCGUGAGCUGAGUGGGCAUUAUAUAAUGAAUUGGAUCUUUAAUUUUGUGUUGAACAGACAACAUGGAUUUCCGAGUAGAUUAAGUACUUCUUAA
Lactuca virosa is the source of this 1755-nucleotide messenger RNA. NCBI's taxonomy places the organism in Eukaryota, Viridiplantae, Streptophyta, Magnoliopsida, Asterales, Asteraceae. The record is from the annotation of a GenBank genome assembly.